CCAACGACCAGCGAGUUACACGACGACAGAGUGACCUCCCUCAAACCCGUUACUUCCGGACGUCAGCGCCCGGUAUUUUCAAACAUGCUAGACUUUCAUCUGCUGAUGUUUUGAUUACAGUCCUGUGAAUGUCUUAAGCUGUAGAGUUUUAGGAUCACUACAGAUAUGGAUGUGAUCGAAGACAUUGAGAUAGUUUUUAUGCUUGUGCGAGACCAUCUCAGAACAGUCCUUCUGCAUCUGCAAAGAGGAUGGCAAGUAAACCAGAGGAUCAAAAGCAAGACUUUUAUUCGCAGACUUUGUAAUUUUCUUCCCCAAAUGAGAGCUAAACGCCUCCAUAUUCAGGGAAAUUUACUAGGAAAUGCCCGACUCACCAGCACACGCUUUGGUAGUCUCGACAACAGCAUGGAGUCCCUGAUCAGCACAUUUUCUUUAGAUGAUGGUAUAUGGGUUGACGAGGAUUUGGAGCAUAAUAUUAUUAGGGCUGGUAGAAACAAGUAUGUGAUGCAGGAUGACUGCACAACAGCAAGCACUUCUGCAGCUUACAAUGCUACAGAGUGUGCAGAUGACCAUGAUGAUGCCUGCUUCUCUUUUGACAAUAAUGCAGACCGUACAUCCACCCCACUCCACUUUUUGUCAGGCAUAUCAGGGGUCUCUUCAAGUCUACAGUCAACUGCUGACCCAGUGACACUUAAAAAGAUAUCUGAUAUGGAGGAGGAGCUGGCCUUAUUACGGCAACAGAUUGCUGCCCUUGUUGUGGCACAGGAGGAGGCAGCCAGGGCUGAGAUAGUUGAAGAAUGUACAGGUCCUUCCAUGUGCCCUCCACCACCACCACCACCACCACCACCUCCUCCUCCUCCACCACCACCACACCACCACCACCACCACCUAUGAUGCUACCAUCUUUAAAACAGACUAAACCUGUAGUUGGGGGUUCUUUGUCUGAAAUUCUCAAACAGGUAUCACUUACGACACCAUCUUCUGACAGUAACAGUAACAAUAACAACUCUAAGAAAGGGUCUCUUGACAUGACAACUGUGCUGAAGGACCUGGGAAAGGUCAAACUGAAACCAGUGGAAAGAUCACCAGGGGGAACACCUGUAAAUAAAAAUCCAAAGCCAUCUGCAACAGAUCCAGCUUCUAUUAUUGCUGAAGCACUGAAGCGAAAGUUUCGGAAUCAUGUACAGCAUAGUCCAGAUGUUGACAAGGAAAACGAGAAUCAUGACUUUGAUUCUUCUGAUAAUAGUCCUAAAUUCAAGUUUGGACAGCAUGUUCUGCGGAAGACACAGCGUCGUCUUUCUCUUAUCCAAGAAACAACACAGCUGGCAACUUCACCUGGGACUUGCUCACCUGUGAGUUCGCCUUUGAAAAUACUCAACUGUUUGGCCCCAGAUGAGAUCAGCAAAUACAGUGGACAAGGACAACAUGUUCUGGAUUGAGAGAGUGAACAGUUGCUACAAAUUACUGUGGAGAAAUGUCUGAAAGACACUUUAAAACAAUGUGUUUAGUAUUGGAAAAAGGCAAAGGAGUUAGAUUUUUUAGAAACAAAAGAAAAAAAAAAAGACUGGCUGACUUUAAAUGGCUGUUUUUAUCUUUUGCACAUGUACAUACAUCUGUCCCACCAUAUGUGUAUGUGCAUAGACACACACACACAAAUUUAUAUAUAUGGGAUUUUAGUAUUCUUAAUUAGACUUGGUUGUCAGUUCAGAUAAAUUGCAUGCAGCACAUUGUUUUGGAAGCAAACUGAAUUUUCUUGACAUCAUUUAUGCUCUAACGCACUCAGCUUUUGUAAACUUAGUGUAAGUUAUUACAUUAAAAAGAAAGUGAAAUAAAGGUUUUGCAAUAUA
Pomacea canaliculata is the source of this 1844-nucleotide messenger RNA. Its product is annotated as formin-like protein 18. Gene Ontology annotation, cellular component: mitochondrion. Bases 166 to 891 code for a protein of 241 amino acids. Lineage: Eukaryota; Metazoa; Mollusca; Gastropoda; Architaenioglossa; Ampullariidae. The transcript has 9 exons. Gene Ontology annotation, biological process: mitochondrial fission; aerobic respiration. The record is from RefSeq and is a predicted model, not a curated record.